UCCAUGCCGCCGCUUUGACAGUCGUGUAACAACCUUCGCGAGAGUCGUGCCGUGCCGUUCGUCGCGUCGCGAGCUGGCAUCAAACUUAUUGUGUUGUAUUUUUGAGAAAUCUAUUGCCGCGCUUCGUCACGAAGGGUGCACUCUGCAUCCCCGCCGUUCAUUUAAAAGUUUGGCAAAGUUGUGACGCGCCUUCUCGAACUCGUCCUUCAUCGAGCGCCAGUUCAAUUAAAUACGUCUUGUUAAAGUUUGAAAAAAUAUCUUUCAAAGUUUGUCUUAUGAGAAGAAAUUUAUUUCAAAAGUAUAGAAAAUUAUUUCCAUUUAAUUACUGAAGUUUCUUCUUCGAGGAAAAAGUGCAGUCGAGCGGUGGAUCGAUACGAUCGAGCUCUAUCGCGAGCAUGAUCCGUCAAGUGUGAUCGACAAUUUUUAAACACGCUCGCGGACGUUUGAAUAAACAUUUGAAGGAGAAGAUAAAGUUGACUGUUGCGUAGCGGACACAAGGAAAUCAUUAUUACGAGCACAUUGUGGUUUGUGCGUGUGAUAAACGUUAUCUACUGCAGUAUAACACCAAAAUCCUUUCAUACGGGGGGAAAAAUCGUCCUUUUCGAGAAGUGUCAAUACCGGAGUUCCUGUUCUGUGGCACCGGAAGUGCAUAUUAACCAGCUAAGAAGAACGAUAUGAACGGCGCUCAGUGGCACUCCAAGUCUCAUCGCGCCCCAUCCGUUUAAUAAUUCGAUCAUUAAGUGAUGCCACGACUCGUUUCGCUUCGUUAGAUGAUGCUUUUCGCGUUAUAAAGUGACCCUCGUCGAAAGAAGCUGUACACUUACGAUGGGCAAGCUUUUGAGUCUUUUGGCUCGAGACGAGUCUACCUGUUGCACGCCUCAAAAGUACGACGUCUUCUUAGAUUUUGAAAACGCACAACCCUCGGAUCUCGAACGUGAGACAUUCGAGGCGGUGCAGAGAGUGCUGAAAAAUUCAGAAUCCAUUUUGGAGGAGAUACAAUGUUACAAAGGAGCCGGGAAAGAAAUUAGGGAGGCGAUUUCGGCGCCCACGGAGGAAUGUCAACGAAAAGCUUACUUAACCGUAGCACCCCUUGUCGCGAAACUCAAACGAUUCUACGAGUUUUCUUUGGAACUCGAAAGGGUCGUGCCGAAAAUUCUGGGACAAUUAUGCUCGGGAAAUCUUUCGCCGACCCAGCAUUUAGAGACGCAGCAGGCUUUAGUCAAGCAAUUGGCAGAGAUACUGGAAUUUGUAUUGAAGUUCGACGAACAUAAAAUGAAAACGCCGGCGAUACAGAACGACUUCAGCUAUUAUCGAAGAACGUUGACAAGAGCGACACUGGCGCAUCAGGAUAACGCCGAGAAGGACCUAGUCGUCGGAAACGAGCUCGCCAACCGAAUGUCCUUGUUCUACGCCCACGCGACACCCAUGCUUCGAGUUCUGAGUCACGCGACCAUUACUUUCUUGAUAGACAACGAAGAUAUAGCGAGAGAGAAUAUUACAGAAACACUUGGUACAAUGGCAAAAGUGUGUCUUCGUAUGCUGGAAAAUCCGAAUCUGUUGGCGCAAUUCCAACGAGAGGAGACCCAACUCUUUGUUUUAAGAGUUAUGGUAGGUCUAGUGAUCCUCUACGAUCAUGUACAUCCCCAAGGUGCCUUUGUAAAGGGUUCGAACGUGGAUGUCAAAGGCUGUGUGAAACUAUUAAAGGAUCAGCCGCCUUGUAAGAGCGAGGGUCUCCUGAAUGCCCUUCGCUACACUACGAAGCACUUGAAUGAGGAGAACACACCAAAAAAUAUAAAAAACCUGCUGGCCGCAUGAUUACCGAAGCAACGCGGCUGCUGCAUCAGAAGUUGAGACCAUCGGCCGCACUUCUCUGCACAAACUUCUCGAAUGGUCGUCUCUAACGACCGUCUUUGUAGCUUCGCGCGAAGGCCCAAGGAUCGUUCACUUGCAUACAAAGCGUGACCUCAGGCGCUUCCUAUCCGCACGCAUCCGGCCCGGUGGACCACACGCGUGUCCUUGGAGUCACGUCAAAAGCUGCCCGAAAACUGCCGCGAGAUACUUGAAGUCUUUGAACAACAGUCAUUGAGUGACACAUGGCAACGCAACGCUCGACAAAACGAUCGAUCGUUGCAUAUUCCUUUUAUUUUCCUACCGUCUUCACAAAAGUCUAUGUAUGUGAUUAUUAUUAUGAAACGAUUAUUUUGCAACAUUGUCGUAUUGUCAUAAAUAUUCCAAGCAUUUUUGUGGAACAUUCAUUGGCAUUAAUCUUUCCCAUUGACGAACUGCGCGGAUUUUUAGUUUACAACGUUUGUAUUUUUUUUUUAUCGUAGAAAAAGUCAAAUAGAAAUUGAUUCUUAUAAAACCAGAUUAUUGCGCAUAGCGAUAUUUUCCUUGGUGCGGUGUUCCAACCAAAGCCGUUUAUUUUACAUGAUUUCCGCCCCGACGGGAUAAGACGUUAAUUAGAGCAUAUCAUAUAGCAUAUUUAGGAUAACGUGGAUUGUGGAAUUUGAAGAUGUUACGAAGAGAGCUUUAAUCACGUUAUGGAUAUGGAGAUCUUUAGCUCUUGUUUUCUUUGUUGAAUGGGCGGGCGAGAGGAUGAAUUGUGAGAUUGUGAGGUACUGUAAGUCGCGGAGUCGUAUAUUACCGGAUCAUCGAGUUGAUAAUCUCAUUUGAUCGGUAAAAACCUAUAUUUUCACCUAUAUUUGGAAAGUAUCGAUAUUAUUGUGCGAUCUGGGUUUUCAUUAUUAAUCUAAAAUCAUUUUGUAGGCUUUUCUUAUAUAUAUAUAUUUGAAAAAUAAAAGAACCAAAGAUGUGCUUUUAGCGUAUAGUAAAGUUGCGAGAGAACUUAGAUGUGAUUUAUUAUUACUAUUAUUAUUAUGAUUGUAUCAUUAGUAUUCUCAUGAUCCUAAAUGAUCCUAUGAAAGUUCUAUUUUACUGACCAGCGAAUUCGCACGUAUCGCGAUAUAUGUCGGCGGCACUACGUCAUUAUUUAUGUAUCAAUCCAGAAAUUCACGUACAAACAUAACAAUCAUAGCGCGACAAUUUGUUGUACUUUUAUGUCCGCAAAACAUGUGCAACUGAACACACAAAAACCGAUUUAAGUUGCAGACUUAAGUCUUGCAUCAAGAUUUUGUCACGGAUUUUUUUUAUCUUAAGCAUUAAAACUUUAAAUAAUUUUUGGUUUAUUAUAAUUAA
Linepithema humile (Argentine ant) is the source of this 3195-nucleotide messenger RNA. Its product is annotated as CYFIP-related Rac1 interactor B. The record is from RefSeq and is a predicted model, not a curated record. Gene Ontology annotation, biological process: regulation of actin filament polymerization. NCBI's taxonomy places the organism in Eukaryota, Metazoa, Arthropoda, Insecta, Hymenoptera, Formicidae. Gene Ontology annotation, molecular function: small GTPase binding.